AUGCCUCCGGCCUGGGCGCUGGUGCUGCUCUGGGGGCUGCUGGCCCGCGGCGCCCGGGGCUGCCUGCAGUGCGACCACUCGGCGCGGGGGGCCCUGGACCAGCUGCGCGCCGCGCUGCUCCCCGCCCGCUUCCCCCAGGAGCGGCUGCGGGCGCGCGCCCAGGCCCUGCUGCUGGGCAUGGAGGGGCCUUUCUUCCGGGACUACGCGCUCAACGCGUUUGUGGGCAAAGUGGGAAUCGAUCAGCUGGAACUUGUGGCGGCCUUUGUCAAGAAUCAAACAGGCAACUUAAGGUCGAGUUCUCUGAGAGAUGGGCCUCUGCUGGAAGAACUGGUGGCUGUUAGGGAGAGGGUGAUCGAGGAACUGAAGAAAGCCUUAAGAUCUUAUGAAAUAAAAGCCUGCGAUCGCAAAAUUUGCCGCUUGCUAAAAGAAGAGGUCUUGGACUGUUUACACUGCCAGAAGAUCAGUCCCAAAUGUAUCAAAGAAAAGUACUGUUUCGGUAAGCUCCUGGGGGUCGGGGAAGACAGGGGACAGAGGCAUGAGAGAUGAAGACAGCCAUGUCCCAGUGGAUGUGGGUUUUGAGGUCUCCCACGUGCAGCCUUGAAUACUGCCCUUAACACUGACUCACAGUGUGGCCCAGAAGUGGCUUCCAUAUUCUGAAAUUUACUUUCCCCCUAUUAUUGAAUGGGAAGACGCCUCUGUAACUUUACAAUACUUCUAAUGCUGGAAUGGCUCAUUCAUUCACUCAUUCAUUCAGAGAUUUAAAAAAUAUAUAUCCUUAUAGCAGAGAGAAUAGCACAAUGAACCCCUAUAUAUCCAUCAAGAUUGAAGAGUUAUGCUGAACCUUUUCACGUGCCGUUCCCUCUCUCUGUCACCCUGUUCCUCUCACUCCCUCAUGUCAAUAAAGUCUCAAAGUUCACUUUCUCAGAGAGGACCCCCUAACCACACUCUCUAAAGUUGCACUUUCUAUCAAAUUAUGUUGACAAUGAAUGUUUCACAUUUGCUUCACUUAUUUAUUGCAUAGUGUUUUAAAAGAAAUUAGGCAUCAUGAGAUUUCACCCAUAAAUAAUGUGUACCUCUAAAAAUAAGGACAUUUCCUGCAUAACCACAAUGUUGUUCCCACAUCCAACAACCUAACAACAAUUCUUCAACAUCAAAUAAUUCCAACUUCCCCAAUUGUCCCCAGAGUAUCUUUCACAGUGGAUUCAUUCAAACCAGGCUCCAAUGAAAGUACUUCUCACGUGAUUCAAUUGCUACGUUUUUUCACUUCUUUUUUUAAUCUAGAAGAGUUUCUCUUAUCAGUUUUCCCCCCAUGACAUUGAGUAGUUGAAAAGAAAGAAUUCAUCUAUUUUCUCCCUUAGGAUGAUACUUAACUAAAACAAGUAUUUUGAGCACCCUAUGAUACCCCUAACUGAGGAUCAGCAGAAUGGGAGACAAAUGUCCCAUAGAGCCCUCAUUUUAGUGGGGUGAAGUGUUAGAUUAGGGUUUCUCUGGCACUAUUGACACGUGGGUCUGGAUCAUUCUUUGUGAUGAGGGCCGUCCUGUGUAUUGUAGAGUGCUCGGCAUCACCCUUCCCCUCCACCCAAUAGAUGCCAGUAGUCCUCCCCCCAACAAAGUCGUGACAAUCAUUUCCAGUCCUCAGACAUUUCCAAAUGUCCCCUGGGGAACAAAAUUGUCCCCAGCUGAGAGCUGUUGUUAGAUGAUAAUUACAUGAGCAAAUAAAUGGGCUAAUUCCAGAUAGCAAUAGUGCUCUAAUGAAAACAGAACAGAACAGUUGAUAGAAAGUGCCUGGGGCGAGGAGCAGUGCUACUUUAGACAGUGCAGGGUGGGGACCUCUUUGAAGACGUGAUAUUUGAGAUCUAAAGGAAGUGAGGGAGUGAGGGAACAGUGUGAAGGAUAGAGGGAAGAGCAACAGCAAAGACCCAAGAUGGUUGAGCAACAAGAAGGAAGCUAGUGUGGCCAGAGCCGAGUGGGUGAAGAGGAGGGUAGUAGGGUAGCUAGUCACAUGGUGCCCAGAUCGUGCGGGGCCUGGGGGACCAUGGUGAGGACUUGGGCUUUUAUUCUGAAUAAGAGGAGAGCCACGGUGGAAGGGGUUCGCAAGGGGACGUAGGUGUUCACAGGCGCCCUCUGGCGGCCAUAUGGGGAAUUGUAGGGUGAGGAGACGAGAGGAGACCCCUAAGAGGAGCGAAUGUUGGGGGCUGGCCCAAGUCGAUCAAAUUCUGGAUACGUUUUGAAAGUCGAGCCAAGAAGCUUUGCUGGGGGAAGAUGCAGAAGACAAGGCCACGUUCAGAGUCACCAGCUAAGAUGCUGAGUUUCCUCUUGUCGUGAGAUUGUCUGCAUUUUGCAUCCCCCUCUCAUGUUCCCGGGCAGUCGAACUACCCAAGUCCUCCCCGCACCCCCAUCCGAUGAGAUGCAUUUAGCGCUGGGCUCUUGGCUGUUCACUGUGACGUGCUGUGUAGACUGUCGGCGCCGCGAGGGCAGGGAUGUUCACCAGUAGAGUUCACGGCAGUGUCCUGAGCGCCUAGAACCGAGCCUGGGACACAGAAUUUGAAGAAUGGAUGAAUGGAGAGUCACACCCCGGGAGAGGGCAGGGGCCACGGAGCGAGGCAGGAGAGAGAGGCCCAGACUGCUGAGUGAGCAGGUGGAUGGGUGCGAGGCCAGGGAAGGGUGGUGACCUGGAGGUCGGGGCUGUCUCCCCCGCCCGCCCCAGUCGACGGGCAGCCCCGCAUGGACCUGCAGUACCAGAAGGCGAGUGGGUACCCGUGGAAUCAGGCCCUGUUCGGCAUCAUCAUUUCCGUGUGUCUGGCUGUCUUCCUCUUCGGGGUCAUCGUAGCUUCGUGAGUCAUCCCUACCCUCUCCUGAGACCCCCACCGGGCCCCUCAAAACUGGCACUGCCCUGGAUCGGUCACUGUGUCAUUUGGGCGAGUCCUCCCCAGUCACUUGAUAUAUCUGGCUCUGUCUCCCUGUCUCUCCCUUUUUCUCUCUCCCCCUUUUCUCUCUGUCUCUCCUUCCCCCUCUCCAUCUCUUCUCUUUCUCUCUCUCAUCUCUAUCUCUUUGUCCAUCUCUCUUUCUCUGUCGUCUCCUCUUCCCCCCAUCCCUGGACCACAUUAUGUCUUUCCUGGGUCCUCAGCACUUUUGCCUUCGCGGGUCUCUUCCUCCAUAAAAAAAUGCUACAAAUUCUAUUUUGUGAAUGUGCUGGUAUGAAGAUAGAUAUAACCCAGGCUGGAUAGGUUAUUAUAUAUUCUUGAGCAGCAGCAUCAUUGUUAUAUUCAUUUAUUUUCUU
This is a messenger RNA of Diceros bicornis minor, 3280 nucleotides long. RefSeq names its product IZUMO family member 2 (gene IZUMO2). The record is from RefSeq and is a predicted model, not a curated record. Bases 1 to 546 code for a protein of 181 amino acids. The transcript has 5 exons. NCBI's taxonomy places the organism in Eukaryota, Metazoa, Chordata, Mammalia, Perissodactyla, Rhinocerotidae.